AAGCACUGUUUUAUUAGUAACUACAUCAUAUAGUAACUUAAACCAGGUAAAUCAAGAGUUAACAGUGUUAUGCUUAUAUAGGUGUAAAUAUAUAAAUCCCCAAACUUCUCCAAGCUCAGGUGGCGAGAGUUACAGUCUUACGAUGGCAUGUAGGAAAAGUUCAGUUCCAAUGCACAGGUUAAUUAACGCGAGAUGUCUAUAAUCCAAAGGCGAGUGUUUUGAGAAGGUAAUUAUGUUGAUAUUCCACAAAAUAACAAUAGCAGUAGGUUUUAUCUCCGAAGUUAUUCCACUUCACACACAAAGUAUCACCGACAGUGAUCUUCAAUGAAUAUGCUUUCAACAGAAGUGGAAUUCAGCCAUGGGACAUCUCACAGUGGUGGCCACGGGAUACUCAAACAGAAUCCACGUAUGGAUUAUCACCAACAGUAGCUCAUUACAAAGGGGACCAUCACCCAGGCAAGGGUUGACACACCAGUAGAUUCCACAAGGUUACCCCAAACACACAACGUGAUAGCCACGUAUCUAGUUCCAUGACAUACAAAAUAACUCCAAUGGUGAUUUGUCGCAGGGGUGCUUUUUUCAGUGAGAUGCCCUACCCAGACAAAGGGUAAACACUCACGUGGUACUCACAAAGGUUUUCCCCUCACAAGGGAACCCACUCUUGUGGAUUAACUAUGUGACAAUCACACUUUCGUAUCCAAAUGGAAACAAACUCACCCUCACGGACUACUUAGAGAGAGAGUCCAAACAGUGAUCUCUUCGCCACUAGGCUUCUUCUGUUUCAAUCCUUCCUCUCCCCUCUUCUCUUCCUGCAAACUUCUUCUCGUUGCAGCAAACUUGUGAGAGUCAUUUAUCAAUAAUCUGGAUCGAUUUCAACUCACCCCUUUAUGGACUCCUGAAAAUUUAAACCAGUGACUGACUCACUGGUGUCUUUCAUUGACCAAAUCCAUCUCGACUCUCACUGUUUGUGUUUCUGUGUGUCUGUAACUGUCCUUGUAAAAAGUAAACAAGCUGCAGAGAAACCAUAACAUCAACUGUGCAUCAAAUAACUCCGCCUCUCUCCACCACAGUGAGCGAGCAACUCCACAGUCAGCAGCUCAAACAGUGUCCAGAAGUCAGUCUCAUUCUCCCGGAGUUUUAAAGUGACAGUCCACAGAAAAAAUGAACCCUAGGGGUACAUAACAAAGUCUACAAUCAACUCCUUGGUCUUACGGAUGUUGAGUGCAAAGUUGUAGCUGUGAUCUACUGUUCCUCACUCCUGUACAAUAGAUACCUAUGUGAGUAAUCAAGUUCAAGUUUAUUGUCUCUCAACCGUACACACGUAUACCAUCAAACAAAACACACCACACCAAGGUAUACAACAUGGUACAUAUAACUCACACAUGUAACACAUAAAGUAAUAUUACCACAAGUAAAUUAACAAAUAGUAAGGUGAAUAUAGGAUACACGUUAAAAAGUAAAUAGUAUAAUGCUGCAACGAUCUGUACAAGGUGAGACCUGGGUGGUGGCAGGGAGUUCAGUUGUCAUACAGCCACUGUGAAGAAGCUGUUUCCCAUCAUUUGUGAAACACCAGUGGCAUUGUAGUGUUUACUUCGAGACUUCCCAACAUUUUCAAUGCCAUGGACCCCCACCAUUAACCGAGGGGUCCGUGGGUCUCAGGCUGGGAACCCCUGGUUUACUUUUUAAGUUGUAUCCAAUAUGAACCUAAUUAUUUGUUAGUUUAAUUGUGGUAAUAUUACUUUAUGUGUCAUGUACCCUAUGUGAGAUACAUGUACUGUGUCAUGCAUGUCGGUCCACAUGAAUGUUGUUAACAUAACAUCCAUUGGGACUUACUUGUACAACACCUCAGUUACCCUUUCGAACCAUCAGUUCAGCCUCUUCUCAACUGCCUAUCACCUGCCCCUGGGUCGGCUCCCCCUUCACUUCCUUGCACGCUCCACACUCCUCCCCAUCAGAUUCCUUUCUCUCCAGCCAUUUAGCUUUCCCACCCACCUGGCUUCACCUAUCACCUUCCAGCCAUUCGCGUUAUGGGACCUUGUUUAGAUUGAACAGGUAGGGAUGUCAAGUUGUUUAUCAAAUGCAUGUUUUCCCUUGUCAGAGUGGGGAGUUGGUCAUCUGUAACUGAUGCCUGUGACAUCCACCCAUAAUUUGGAUCAGCUGGAAAAAUUAGCUGAAAAAUGGCAGAUGGAAUUUAAAGCCACAGGCAAAAAAUGCUCAGCAGGUCAGGCGGGAUCAGUGGAAAAGAAUAAAUAAUCGACGUUUCAUCAGGAAGGGAAGGGGAGGUGUACAAGCUAGGUGAUACUGCAAGGGAGAGGGGGAUGAAGUAAGAAGCUGGGAGGCGACAGGUGGGAAAAGCAAAGGGCUGGAGAAGAAGGCAUCUGAUAGGAGAGGAGAGUGGGCCACAGGAGAAAGGUGCAGAGGCACCAGGGAGAGGUGCUGGCAGGUGAGGAGAAGAGGUAAGAGACCUGAGUGGGCAUUAGAAGAAGAGGGAAGGGGGAGGGACAAAAUAACGGUAGGAGAAAAUAAUGUUCAUGCCAUCGGUUUGAAGGCUACCCAUACGGAAUAUGUUCCACCCUGAGGGUGGCCUCAGCGUGACAGAUGAUGAGGGCAUGGCCCUGCAGGUCGGAAUGCGAAUGGGGAUUGGGUCGCCGGGAAAUUAACGCUUUUUGCGUGGGGGGUCGCCAAUAUAGAGCGGUCUGCACAGGAGGGCCAGAUACAGCAGAUGGCACCGAGAGAUUCGCAAGUGGAGUGUCGCCUCACUCGCAGGUGAGGGAAGAAGUACAGCCUGCAGAGUUGAGCGCCAGGAGGGGGAUUAGUGGGAAGAGGCAAACGCACCUAUUUUGCGCAAUUUGGGAUGAACGUGCACACGGUUUAGAAAUUCCUCUGUAAAAUUCCGGUUCCCCGGGACAGAACCAGAUCGAAGUACAAACAAUUCUUCCGUCAGUUUACCAAGAAUCCUCCAGCAGGGUGGAGCCCCGAGUCAGACACCAUCCCGAGCCGGUGUUCGGCUGCUCGGAACGUCCCCGCACCGCUGCCAUGGGCAAAGUGAAGACCUUCGCGAUCCUCUACGACCGCCCCACCUACUCCUGCGGGGAGUGGGUCUCCGGACGGAUCGUGGUGGAGCUUGCGGAGCAGAUCGAGGUGAAACUUCUGAAAAUCCACGCCAAGGGCCAGGCGUACGUUCGCUGGACGGAAGGACACGCUGGUUCGAAUUCGCACCACACGCGGGUUUAUACUCAGGAGCGUCGAUUCUUCAAACACGACUACCUUCCCAUUGGAACAGCCUGUUAAGUCUGGUCUGUAUCGUCCAACGUUCCAAGAGCAUCAUGGGUGCCUCGUACAGAGAAGGCGCCAACAACACAAGUGGCUAUGAACGUAUAGACUGAAAGGUACGAUGAAGGCAGGCAACGCGGGAUUUUGUAUUUCUAGUAUACAUCACUAUUAAUAAAGUUUAAUUUUGGAAAAAUAACGAGUUUUCGGCAGCUGUUUAAUUUAUGCCGUUCCGUACAUAAAGGCGGAAGAAGACGCCCAAAGGGGAAUAUGUUGCCUCAUUGUGGCACAGUACAAAGACGGUGUAUUGUUAUAAGAUACCAGUUCCUCAGAACGCAAGCCGAAACUAAUUAAAGCAAGCCUCCGCUGGCAGUUUACCAAAAUUUCUCACGCAGGGUGGAGCCCAUCAGGAGGCCGGCUCCAGCCCCGAGUCAGACACAUCCCGAGUCAGACACAUCCCGAGCCGGUGUUCGGCUGCUCGGAACGUCCCCGCACCGCCGCCAUGGGCAAAGUGAAGACCUUCGCGAUCCUCUACGACCGCCCCACCUACUCCUGCGGGGAGUGGGUCUCCGGACGGAUCGUGGUGGAGCUUGCGGAGCAGAUCGAGGUGAAACUUCUGAAAAUCCACGCCAAGGGCCAGGCGUACGUUCACUGGACGGAAACACAAUCCAGCAACAAGUCCAAUCGGACUCGGCACUACACUCAGGAGCUGCGAUACUUCAAGCACAAGUACCUGCUGGUUGGGACAGAGUCUUCUGAUGAAGUUACUGUGUUGACAUCGGGCAGGCAUGAGUAUCCGUUCAGUCUUGUGCUUCCACACACGCCACCACUGCCUUCCACCUUUAAGGGUACGUAUGGCCAUGUGAGCUAUUGGAUGACGGCCAAAUUGCACAGACCUUGGAAACUGAGAACAAAAAUAAAAGAACCGUUCACGGUAUUUAACCGGAUUGACGUUAGUGCUCCCGGACCACUACUGGAGCCGCUCUCAGUAAUGGAUGAGAAAACUAUCUGUUGCUGCUGUUGUGCCUCAGGACCAGUCAUGCUAAAUGCCAAAAUUGAUCGGAGAGGAUAUGUUCCAGGUGAGACAAUUCAAGUAUUUGCUGAAAUUGAGAAUCAUUCAUCCCGCAAAGUCAAUCCAACGGCAGCAAUUUAUAAAACAAUCACCUACCAUGCAAAAUCCAAAAAAAAAUUAUCCUCCGAGCUUGUUACCAAAAUCCAGGGAGAGUCAGUACUAGCUGGACAGAAAGACAGCCGGACUACAAUGCUGUUGAAAAUUCCAGAAGUUCCUCCGACACUGAUGCACUGCACUAUUAUCCAGAUGGACUAUUCCAUUCAGGUGUCAGUGAAGAUUCCAAGUGCAAUGAAUUUAACCGUCCAUUUGCCAAUAGUUAUUGGUACAAUUCCAAUGCAUCCUUAUGCCGAACCAGCGGGUGAUUUUAAUAUCAAUUAUGGGAUGGAUUACAGUGGGGAAAACCAAGCACUCCCUGUUGGACCUGAAGUAGGUGCUGGGUUUAUAGUGAACAACAAGAAUACUGGCUUCUACUCAUGAAGGGAAUGAAAAGUCUUCAGAGGUAUCACAGAAGGAAGAUUAAAUUAAUCCUGCAGGGUUGGAUAUAUGAUGUCCAGUUGGCUUCUCUGUCCUUUGGCAUAGUCCAAUUCCUCAGGAAAGUGUCUUCUACUUAAAAGCAUAAUAAUCUUGAAACCAAAAAAAAUCAUUAGUUGUACUUUAUUGCAUUUGUAUUUUAAAUAUCUUUAUGAAUGAUAUUAACUUGCACUUUAGCCAGUACACUUCAACAAUAUUGUUUUUCAGUAUGUUGGUGUAAUUUUCUAUUAACCUUCAGAGAAUGUUAUAAAUGUUCUUAAUUUUUCAUGCGUUGAUGCAUUACAAAUGUGUAUGUUCAUGUUGUCAUAUUAUCACUGUUACGCCUGUGCUUCCCCCCCCCCCCCUCCUUUUUGAGAAUCGCAAGAUCGCUAUUAAGUCAGGUCAGGAGACCCAGGAAAUGAGAGAAAGACAUGCAGAAUCCACAAAGAGUUUGGAAUGUGUCCUGCCCUCCGAAAGGCGGAACCAUUGAUAAAGGCUAUUGUCUCUUGGAGACGGAAUUGUGUAUUGAGUGCUGUGCUAUUCAUCGAUGCCCUCAAGGGAUCAGGCAACGUGGGCUGGUUGGGGGAUGGCAUCCUCCCCAACCUGAUUGACAUCUGAGACCCCGUGAGUGGGGAUAAAAGAGGGUCUGUGGGAACAGCCCCUCAGACACACCAGAAGAAACGCUCGAAAUCCUGUAACAGCGUAAUAGCGAAAGCUGGUGGAAAGCCACGUGUGUCCUUUUCCAUUUGCCUCGGAAUUGGUGGGCCUUGCCACAGGAGAACGGCUUUAGCUAACAACAAAGGGGAAAUCAGCCCCCAACGACUCUCGAAUGAUUGACAUCAUAAAAGGAACGGGCAAGUUAAACAUCCGUCUUUCUCUCCAACCAAAAGCUGCAGCUUGAAUGAACUUGAGUGACUUUUAUAUUUCCAUCAGACAAUACAUUAUCCCCUAGACAACAAUAGAGCUAUUUCUUAUUGAUUAUUAUUAUACCCGCGCUUUUAGAUUUAGUAUUGACGAUUUAUAUUAUCUGUAUGUUUGCAUUGAUAUUAUUUUUGUGUAUUUUUAUCAAUAAAUACUGUUUAAAAAUAGUA
Messenger RNA from Hypanus sabinus (Atlantic stingray), 5943 nucleotides. Its product is annotated as arrestin domain-containing protein 3-like. Gene Ontology annotation, biological process: protein transport. The record is from RefSeq and is a predicted model, not a curated record. NCBI's taxonomy places the organism in Eukaryota, Metazoa, Chordata, Chondrichthyes, Myliobatiformes, Dasyatidae. The transcript has 8 exons. The coding region runs from base 3773 to 4819 and encodes 348 amino acids. Gene Ontology annotation, cellular component: cytoplasm.